Messenger RNA from Phaedon cochleariae (mustard beetle), 1434 nucleotides. The record is from the annotation of a GenBank genome assembly. Lineage: Eukaryota; Metazoa; Arthropoda; Insecta; Coleoptera; Chrysomelidae.
AUGUUUCAAUCGAGCCAAAGGAGUACCAGAUCACAAAGCCGCUCUCAAAUAGAUAUAAGGAGUUCGAGUGGAUCUCUAAAUAUCAAGAAACCCAAUCCAGGGAGCUCUAGUUCUAAGAAUGACAACGAUGAAAUAUAUCAAAAACUCCAGAAGGAAGUAGACAGACUCAAAAUGACUCUAGAUAACAAAGAAAGGGAACAAGAAGACAUGAUGAACCAAUUUCUAUCAGAAAUAGAAUGUUUAAAAAAAGGGAAUGAAGAGAAAGAAAAGUAUAUUCUUCAGUUGCAGAAAAGAUCCAAAGAUUUCGAAGAUGAAGUAUACCACGCUGAAGAGUCGCUCUUGAAUGAAUCACACAUGCAUAAAAAAACGAUAGCUGAACUUAAUGAAGAAAUAAAAAAUCUGAGCGAAAUGAAUGAUCUCUUACAAGAAGAAAAUAGUGCUUACCAAGAUAAUAUCACCAAACUGGAAAAUGAAAUGAAGGAGUUUAGAUCUAUUAGAGAAAAUAUGUUGACGUCUAUCGAGGUUCUCACUACGGAUAACGACCAAUAUUCUAGAGAGCUCAUGAAACUCAGGAGUGAAGUGAACAUAUUCAAAAGACAGAAACUUGAGGGGAAGAAGGGAGUCGAAAAUAUGGUAGAUAGAAUAGCAACAAUUAGUCAAGACAUAGUGAAAACCAGAGUUUUAAAUAAUGCACUGCCUGACCCAAACACUUUGAAAGAAAGUGUAUCGGUGAAGAACAUUCUAAUUGUGGCUGGAUACCAAGGCAAACUGUUAGGGAAUUUCAUGCGAAAUCAAAUAAAUAAUGAUUUUUUAGUACAGUCUGUAAUAAAACCAAACUGUAGUGUAGAGGAAUUGAUAUCGACUGCUUUGAACAAUUCAAGAUCUUUCACUAAACAUGAUAGCGGAAUGCAGGAGCGGGCCCAGAGGAUCAGCAGGAGCAGGAGCGCCCCCCGCAGAGGCUCUCCCCGCCGGCCCUGCAUCAUCGUCACUCGACGCACUCACAUGAUCCUGCGGCCGCCACUCGACUCACCAUGCUGCGAGGCACUGACGCGCCGUAAACGACGCCUGACGACGCCAGGCGACAUCGCGGCGCUGCCUCUACCGCCGCAGGACUCACGCAGGAGCGGUUAUGCAGUCGAGCGGCUGCGCACUGGACUAACCAUCCAAGGCCAGGACGCAUUCAAAGGGUUCCUCAUCCAGGGCAGAGAUGUCGCCACUAACGAAUGGAUAGGCAACUGGAUCGAAGCUCCUAACACCAAAGUUCACCCGGAGUGCAGCGCCAUCACUCACGCCGAUCCCAGACCAAAGCAAUCAGCCACGUUGAUCUGGCAGGCUCCUGCGAAUUCUAGGCCAGGACAAGUCUAUUUCACGGGCACUGUAUUGAAGGAAUACUCCCAGUUUUGGUCAGAUAUGGUGUCACAAGUUGGAGUAUAG